AAACCAAUCCAAAACAUGCUUUUCUCUCUACUCGAUCGAAAAAUGGAAAACAAAGAACAAGAAGUUCAAUGUCCUCUCAAUAUCUGGAGACGAUUCUACGAUUUCUUGGUGAAGUUAUUAGCCACACAGGCCUUGAAGAAAGUAACACUUGGCCUACCACAACCACUUGGUAAAGUUGAUUCAAAGAAUGAAACUUCUGAUGGUAUUGGCUCUAAUAUCAUAAGUAAUGGUGGAGAAAACAUGGUUAGCAAUGAAACAGUAUCGGUGGAUGGAGAAAGAGUAAAGGCUCCAAGAAAAAUUGUGAGCAUAAAGGAUGAAGUUGAUGAGAUACGAAUAAGUUCAAGAAGAAUCAAGAAGAGGACAUCGAAAGGAAGUUUUAGUUCCUUUGAUGAUGAGCAUGAGGUUUUGUCUUUGAAACCAUUGAAAUCGAUUCUAAGAAAGGAUUCAGGACGUUGCAGUGCAUCGACCCUACCCUCUCUCCUAUGGGCCCAAUCUGCGUAGUUCUCUGGCUCGCAUCUCUCUGGCCCACCAGGUAGGUUAUUGG
Capsella rubella is the source of this 544-nucleotide messenger RNA. RefSeq lists its product as uncharacterized. The record is from RefSeq and is a predicted model, not a curated record. The transcript has 2 exons. Lineage: Eukaryota; Viridiplantae; Streptophyta; Magnoliopsida; Brassicales; Brassicaceae. Bases 16 to 501 code for a protein of 161 amino acids.